AUCGAUUUAGGAGUUCCCUGCAGCCAGCGCUGUUGUACUGCUAGAGCAACACAGAAAAUUUAACCGAAGUAAUCUGACAGGCCAUCACCUUAAUAGAAAGAGGUUGAUUGUUAAUUUUAUCUAUCAGUCGUUGUGGCAAAAUUAACUACUUGUUAAAGAUUAGUUGUACAUUCCUAGUUAUUCGUAAGUUAAGUUGCUUGUAUGGGAUUGAAUGAUAACAAGAUGGUUCUAUUUACGUAUUCGGCAUAUAUUAUUUUUUUUAUUAUAGCUGUAUACAUUUUGCAGGAUAAGACGGUAAAUAAGCAUGUCGAACUCGAAUCAAUAUUCCACGACAACCAAAAAAACUACCUACUCUUAUUCCGAUUCAAACACGGGGCCGACGUCCAAGUCGACAGUUACUGAAGUUCGUACAUUUUCUGGACCGGGUGGCACUAGAACUGAAACGAAAACUUACUCUUACGGUGGAAAUGGAAAUCAAGAACAAGGCAUCACUGCCAGGCAUUCUGCACCAGAUAUGGCUUUAAGAGGAUCGAGGUAUUCGAAGGGUUGGGGCUCUCGAAGAGAGACUAGACCACCAGCGGGACCUCCCAUGGAGUUGGAGGGGAAAACUUAUCAAGAGGUUAUACAGCAAUGCCAGAGGGAGGGCAGAUUAUUUGAAGAUCCCGAUUUUCAUGCUGAUGAUUCAAGCCUAGUGUUUAGUGGUAGACCUGGACGGUCAAUUGAGUGGAAGAGACCGCACGUGCACCUAGCCUUUUCCAGCUAUGCAGAUAAAAAAAAUGCUAGACUGGUAUAUGAACUGUGCGAUGAUCCAAAAUUAUUCGUGGAAGGAGCUAGCAGAUUUGAUGUUAAACAAGGAGAGCUUGGCGACUGUUGGCUUCUAGCCGCCAUCGCUGGCUUAACUUUAUAUGAAGAACUGCUUUUCAAAGUUGUUCCUCCAAAACAAUCGUUUGAGAAGAGCAGAGGCUAUUGUGGUCUAUUCCACUUUAGCUUCUGGCGUUUUGGAGAAUGGGUUGACAUAUUUAUUGAUGAUCGUCUUCCAACAUAUAGAAAUCGCUUGGUUUAUAUGCACUCUAAAGAAACAAAUGAAUUCUGGACUGCUCUAUUGGAGAAGGCUUAUGCUAAAUUGGUCGGAUCGUAUGAAGCUUUGAAAGGAGGAUCUGCUGCUGAGGCAAUGGAAGAUUUUACUGGCGGUGUCACUGAAAUUUUUGAUAUCAGACCCAAGACAAAACCUCCAAACCUGUGGACUAUCAUGCUGAAAGCUUUUGAACGCAAUUCAAUGAUGGGUUGUUCAAUUGAAGCUAUUCCUAAUCAGACAGAGGCUAGACUCACUAAUGGUCUUAUUUGCGGUCACGCUUAUACUAUUACUGCCGUAAGAACUGUUGAAGUAUCUACGCCUAAUAAAACAGGCAAAAUACCUAUGAUAAGAAUACGUAAUCCUUGGGGAAAUGAGGCCGAAUGGCGAGGAGCUUGGUGUGAUGGCUCUAAGGAAUGGAAAUUCAUAAGCGAUGCCGAGAAAAAAAAGAUUGGGCUUGUAUUCGACAAUGACGGUGAAUUCUGGAUGUCUUUCCAAGACUUUUCAACUGCUUUCCACAAAUUGGAAAUUUGUAAUCUUGGUCCUGAAUCUCCUCUCGAUGAGAAAACUCACAAACGUAAAUGGGAAGGCACCAAACAAAAUGGAUGCUGGAAGAGGAACGUCAAUGCUGGUGGUUGCCGAAACUAUUUGGAGACAUUUUGGACAAAUCCUCAAUAUCGUGUAACUGUAACUGAUCCUGAUGAAGAUGAUGAAGAAAAUCUUGGAACAAUAAUUGUAGGACUUAUGCAAAUUGGAAGACGUAAGUUACGUAAGGAAGGAAAAGAUCUUUUGACUAUUGGAUAUGUCAUUUACGAGUUAAAAGACUCUGGAGCUGAACCUUUGGAUGUACAAUUUUUUAAAUACAACCAAUCGAAGGCAAGAUCGCCAUCAUUCAUUAAUAUGAGAGAAGUUUGUGGUCGUCACAAGCUUAAACCCGGAAACUACUGCAUAAUACCUUCAACUUUUGAACCCAAUCAUGAAGCCGAUUUCCUAAUGAGAAUCUUUUCUGAACAAAAGAACGAUUCAAAAGAAUUGGACGAAGAAACCUGUAUUACAAAUGUUCGACCAAGUUUGCCACCUGCUGAUCCUGAUGCAGAUUCGCAAAUGAGAGCUGCUUUCAAGAGUAUUGCUGGCGCCGAUAUGGAAAUUGACGCUUACGAAUUACAAGUAAUUUUGGACAAUGCAUUCAAAAGAGAUUUCAAAUUUGAUGGAUUCUCUGCAGAAACUUGUAGAAGUAUGGUUGCUCUGCUUGACAAUGAUAGAUCCGGUAAAUUAGGAUUUGAAGAAUUUAAGAAGCUUUGGACUGAUAUAAGAAUGUGGAAGACUGUUUUCAAGCAACACGAUAAGGAUAAGAGUGGAAAUUUCAACAGUUACGAAUUACGUGCUGUUUUCCAUGCUCUUGGAUUUAAACUCAGUAAUUCGACGUUUAAUGCGUUGGUUAAACGCUAUACUCAUAAAGAUGGUUGCAUCUAUUUCGAUGAUUUUGUGCAUUGUAUAGCAAGAAUGAAAACUAUGUUUGACAUUUACAAAGAAAUGCAGACCAGCCCUCGUGGAAAGGCUGAAUUCGAUUUGGAUUGCUUUAUCCAAACUACAAUGUACUCUUGA
Molecule: messenger RNA, 2677 nt
Organism: Dimorphilus gyrociliatus
Lineage: Eukaryota; Metazoa; Annelida; Polychaeta; Dinophilidae
Source: the annotation of a GenBank genome assembly